Oxyura jamaicensis (ruddy duck) is the source of this 855-nucleotide messenger RNA. It is a transcript of the gene PMF1, whose product is annotated as polyamine modulated factor 1. Gene Ontology annotation, biological process: chromosome segregation. The transcript is spliced from 5 exons. The record is from RefSeq and is a predicted model, not a curated record. NCBI's taxonomy places the organism in Eukaryota, Metazoa, Chordata, Aves, Anseriformes, Anatidae. The coding region runs from base 13 to 609 and encodes 198 amino acids. Gene Ontology annotation, cellular component: MIS12/MIND type complex.
GGCGGUGGCAAAAUGGCGGCGGCAGAGGCGGGAAGCGGCGGAGCUGAGGGGACGGCGGCGGGCGGCGAUGGCGGCCCCGGGGCGCUCGGCCGCGGGCAGCUCUUCACAGCCGUGGUGGACACCUUCAUGGAGAAGCUGGUGGCGGCGGGGAGCUACCAGAGGUUUGCCAGCUGCUACCACCGCUUCUACAGGCUGCAGCCCGAGGUGACCAGGAGCAUCUACGACCAGUUCGUAUCCCAGCUGCAGGCUUCCAUCAAGGAGGAGAUCCAGGAGGUGAAGAGAGAAGGGAACCUGGAGGAGCUCUUUAACUCGCUGGAUAAGAUCGUGGAGGAGGCGAAGGACCGGGAAGAGCCCGCGUGGCGUCCCAGCGGGAUCCCAGAAGAAGACAUUCGCAGCGCCGUGGUGCCCUACCUCCUGAAGCACAAGUCGUACCUGCAGAAAGUCCUGAAGGAGAAGGAGGAAGAAAACAGGAAGCUAGCAGAGUCCGUGCUCGCGGGGAGGGAUCAGAUUGCUAAGCUGCAGCAGCUGAUAGACACUCGCAGACAAGCCUGGCAGGCAAUUAGUAAGGAGCAACGAGAACUCAUCAUGACCUUCAAGGAGCCCCAGUGAGGAAGCAGAGGGAUUCUGCACCUUGCACGCGGGAAUUUUAUCUUCAUCUCUGAAGCGCUGACGAUGCCUCGGGAAGUGGGACACCGUGUGGCACGUGCAAACCACGCGAACCUGAGUUCAUCUUGUCCGCCUGAAAGAAACUUGCGGCAGAACCAGAAAGUUGCUGGACUUGCACAAUUUGGUCAAAGUUUGUCAAGAGCUAUGACAGCGCGUCAGGAUGUUUGGGAACAGAGGACAAAUUUGUAU